AUCCCAAAUAGCUAGUGUAGCUUUUGAUGGAGGCCGGAAACCUGUGGACGUGUUUGAAUGUAUUUCGGCGAAAAUACAACCGUAUAACGUUACAGGACGAAAAGAGAAAGUGGUUGAUGGUAAAGACACUUUUUUAUUGCACAUGGAUGUAUUACUCUUCAUGACGAGUGUGAGAUAUCGUGGAAAAUAUCCUCGUACAAUACUGCGCACUUAGUCCGGGUGACAUGAUACCACAUCGACAAGAUCAGAUGUACGAUUCAGAAGGAAUCAUUUCCGCGAAAUACAAAGUUUGGAAAUGGAAUAUCGAUAGAGCACUGUACGUGAAGGGAAAGUCAACAGAGACGCUAUUGGUAGAUUUCUCCAGAGUCAUGCAUCGGUGACAGUGAACUUUAUGUACGGCGAUCAUCUUGAUUCUGUUUGGAGUAACCCGGCCUACUCAGACAACAGCAAUAUUCUCCGUGUGAUUCUAGACACGUAAGGCCGACCCACAGGGGUACAGGUGUUUGGAAGCCGCGCAGUGACUAUUUAGAAGCACAGGUGGUUAAUUCAGAAAACAGGGUGUCUUUUGACGUGUACGUACACACCACUAGCUCGCCGAAUUUGUGAAAAGAGGCCGCACAACACAAGACGGCCUUCGAUCACGACGCGACGGGCAACGACUUGUGUGGCGUGGAUGCGAAGUGACCAUCAUGUUUGACUGUUUGGUUGGUAUCCCCGUAACAUCAUUGCAAUUUGAAACGUCACAAAAAGUUGAUGGAUGUUGCACGAGUUGGUCGUCCGCUUGUGAACUUCAUUGAUAGUUCGAAGCCUCGCUUGUAACUUUGUUGCUAAUUGAUGUAUAUGAUCUCUGCAUCAAUCAACUGGACAUAUCAGCGGCCGAAUCUGUUUGGUAUCUAACCUUUUUUAGUCGGAACUUGGCCGGCGUGAAAUAAAGGAGGCCUACGUCCAUAUCACAUUUGGUAUUUUUAAUCAGAAGAGUUUUGCUGAUGAUCAACGAUGAAUUGUGUUAAUGACAGGUGAAGAUGCCCAGCAUCCGCGGCGCCCCCGUCAGCCCACAGGUGCGUGGUCGUGCCCCGACAGCCGGCGACGUCAGCCCCGCUUAGUAUUUAUACGCGCCCGUUUGAAGAGAAUCGACCAGAUUGUGGUUGGACGGUUUGACGAGUAAUAGAGGAAACGAUCAACUGGCACCUUGGGAUGAAGAUGUGAUGGAGUUCUUCAUUUGAAUCACAGUCAUACCAAGGAUCAAGUGAUACGCUUAGAAACGAGAAGAGACCCAGAGACAUCCUCAGACUGAGAAAAAGAAGUACCCAGUUAAGAGAUCAUCGUCUCGGUGGAGGAGGUAACAGGGAAGAUAGUAAAGGAUACCCAACAGUUGGUCUUUCGAAAUUGACUGUAGGUGAGGACACCUCUUCGAGAAAUUCUGAAGUGGCCAUUUGAAGAAUCAAAGAACGUUUUUUGGUUGAUGAGAAUUUGCACCUCAUUUUAGUCGUCUUUCACUGCUUCACCGUUACCGUAUCAACUACUGCAAAGUAUCAUACCAACUUCGGUGCGUUUUUUUGUGUGAAGGUAAAUUGAAUCAUCACGUCAGCUGUACUCCUUGUUUGGGGAAUAACUAAGUUGUUUGCUAACAUCACCAAGAGUCCCAAAGCAUUUGAUAUCGGCAAGCAUGCACGAGAGCAGGAGGAGUAAAGUUCCGGCCGUCUGUACGGUGUUGGUGUUGCUGGGCUGUUUCGGUUUGGCGAGGUCCACACCAGUACCGUCAACGUCGCUACCUUCUACGCCGGUACCGUCAACGCGGCUACCCUCUACGUCGGUACCUUCUACGCCGGUACCUUCUUCGCCGGUACCGUCGAAGUCGGUAUCGUCUACGCCGGUACCGUCAACGCAGCUACCGUCUACGCCGGUACCUUCUACCCAAGUGCCUUCAACGCCGGUACCAUCUACGUCCGUACCAUCUACGUCCGUACCAUCUACGCCCGUACCAUCUACGCCCGCGCCGCCCACAGUGCGAGCGGCUUCUUCCUCGGCCGAGCCGCCGUCUAUCGCAGCGUCUUCCCCGGCCACGGAACUCCUGGAACCCGACGAAGCCACGGAGUUACAGAGCAGUCUGCCAACGGCAUCCGUCCAAGACCUCGAUGUCAAGAAAUUUCUCCAGAAUUAUGGCUACAUGCCGACCUACAAUCCAUCUAAGGACAAGUGGGAGUUCACGGAUCGAUCCAAGACACCGUGGCUGGACAUCAAGUCUGUCACGCCGGCUCCCGGUGCUACCGAGAGCGCCGACACGGUGGAGUCCGCGGAGAAGGCACUUAGUAAGACGGUUGACAAGAACGGCACACUGGCCCAGGAGGAACGGACCAAGUUCGAGCAGGCUAUCGAAAAUUUUCAGCGGAGGUACAAGUUGUCGGUGACGGGUUCUAUCGACGAGGAGACCCUGCGCUUCAUGCAGCAGCCACGCUGUGGCGUGCCCGACUACGCGAGCAAGUUUGACACCAAGACGGUACCGACGAAGAUUUCACCGACGAAGUCGGCACAAGCCAACUUGGACAUAAAGGGAAAACUGGACGUGGCUACCGGCAGUAAAAGCAGCACCUCGAGGACAACCAUCGGCAAUGGUAGUGGAGCACUGGGCGGGACGCUCCGGAGCAAAUCGCUGGCAUCUGUCACCGGCGGGCGAUCGACGGUUUCUUCACCGGUCGCCAAAGUGGCAGCCAGGACUCAGGGCACGCUGACCGGCCAGGUCUCAAAGUCCUCGGAACCAAUCUCCGUGUCCGACUUGCUUCGGCAAACACUACGACCGAAGGCCAACAUCGGCGAAGCAGGUGCAUCUGGAAGCGAUCAAGUGAAAAGCACCCAUAAGACAACAGAAAUCGUGACGGAAAUUAUCACCGACUUGGUGACAGCCAAGGUCGAGGACUUGGGGACAACGACUACCCGUGCAGCUUCUGCCACCACGACACUCACGACAGCGACGACGCCACUUUUAAGCAAAUCUGAUCUCGCUCGCAGCAAGAGGAGUGUCAGCGGCGUCCCAGUUCAGGAAGCGAAGGUACGGACCAAGAGGCUCUCUUACUAUGACUUUGGCAGCAACACCAGUAGUACCGGCAUUGCUUCUCAGCAGCAAAUCAGCUGGAAGAUCGACAGCGACUAUUUGCCUCAGAUUUUCUCGUUGGACGAGUUGAGGAGCCAGUUCAACGAGGCUUUUCGCAGGUGGGCUGAGGUACUACCGGUGACUUUUGUUGAGAUGCCGAACGGAGACGUCCUCCAAGUUAAUAUACAGAUUACCUUCUUGAAUUCACUCACGAGUAGUCACUUCUCCUUUGAGUUUGCCACCGGCGAGUUGGCGCGCACCACGCGGACCGCCACCCACCAGGCUAUUCACUUCAACGACGACGUCCAGUGGACCUACAACUCGCUUCAAGGAAAGAACCUGAUCAAAGUAGCGGUACAUGAGAUCGGCCACGUGCUGGGCCUGUCCCACAGUGACUCCACCGAGUCCAUCAUGUACCCGAUCUAUGUGCCCUUCGACUCCUCCGACUCCAACUUUCGUGUGUCGAUCGACAGUGAGAGCCUGUCCAGCGCUCAAACCAUUCACGGUACUUGUUCGGGUUCAUUUAACACCAUCUUAGACUGGGUGCGCACCGUGGGCAACAAGAAAAGGUACAACUCCCUUUUCUUCCGUGACGACGCGCUGUGGGUCUACGAGAACACCAACGACCGGGUCAAGAUCGGUGACCCCCGGACCGUGCACGACAUGUGGGCCUCCAACGUGCCGACCAACAUCGAUGCCGCCCUCCAGAUCCUGCCAAGAGGCAGCUCCGUUGACAAUCUGUAUUUCUUUAAAGGUAACAAAUACUACCAGAUCAACCACUCCACCCGUGCAGUGAUGACCAACUCUGACGGUAGCAUCGGCCGGCUGAUCUCCGAGGGUUGGCCAGCCAAGACCGGCUUCCCUCGUAUCCCGGACAACAUCGACACGGCCUACUUUGACAAAAGGGACAGCAACGUCUACUUCUUCAAGGGAAACCAGGUGUAUGCUUACGACAGGCAAGAAGACGGCUGUUGUCUUAACAACUACCCCAUGACCAUCAGCUCGGCCUACCCCUACCGGUACUCUAGCGGUGGGCUUCCUGGUGACAUAGAUGCGGCCUACUACUCCAUCCACAGUCGCAAGGUCUUCUUCUUCAAAGGGAACACCUUCUGGGAGAACGAGACCUACAAUCCCAGCGCCAACACGGUGGUCAACAGAGUGGGGCCGGCCCAGCAAUGGAACCAGCAUUGGAACAAUAUCUGUGACGUCUGGUAAUACACAUACAAACAUCCGGAUGGUAUCAGUAUGGUGUGGCCCACUGCACUUGCGUGGUAUGUGCGCGUACUUGGCGUUGCUGGCAAAAUGCCUUCUUUACGCGUGUAGACAUUUCUGCUUGACCUUUCCUCUUGUCAUUUUUUCAAGAAGAACUUUUCAAUACGACCUAUUCUAGGCGAAGUUUCUGGGCAACAUCUUCCCGGCUAAAGUGGCGUAAGCUGGGGCCUCUUUUAGUCAAAGUACAAGUUCUAACAAUGUGUGCACAUGUCAAGUGUGAACUUUGUAGCGUGUGCAUCGGUAGCUGGCUACGACUGUUUUCCUGACAGAGUUUGCUGAUGUGUUGGUCGAAGAAAAGGAACGGAAAACGCAUCACAAAGCGCGUUUACAUACCACGCAAGUUAGGAAUGAAUUGUGCAAUCGAAGGAAUACACUGCCCAGUCCGUCACAUGGGAGGAUAUAUGAAUGUAAAAAAACAACUAAUAAAAACGGGUCAAAAUUGUAUUUACCGAUUUUUUUUUCGACGAACAGUAUUAGUGGGAGUUACUCUGCAGUUAAAGCAGUUGCGAGGGGGCAUGUUAUUCAAGAUGCAGUCUGUAAAUUCCGUCCAUUCUAUAUAUUAUUAAGGUAAUGCUUGCUUUAUAAGAUUGCUUAUUUUUAUAUAUAUUUUUUUUCUGUACCGCCACUUUAAAGUUUUCUGCCAGUCUGCAGAAGAUUUCUAUAGAUACUGCAAGGAAAAGUCCCCGGCCAGUAUACAGAUACAGGCUCAUGUUUCCGUUGUAACGAUCAUUAUGUUUCUGUUUCUGUACGUGUGAUGAACUUAAACAAUGUACUGUGCCCUGUCUCAGGUACCGAUUAACACUCUUGAUUUUUUAAAAUCAGUUUUGUAAAUAUGAGGUUAAUCUCCGAUAUAUCUUACUGUAAAAUAUGGCUUCCCUAGCCCUCUGCACUGCACACACCCAUGCGGUGAAUGUACUGUAGACUAUUUCUCGUCAAUUAUUUUCCUUUACAUAUGGCAGUGUUUUCUAUAUGACGACCCCUAACGUGUGUUCAGUUUGCUGCCGUGCCGGGUAUACCUCCUUGCAAAACUGCGCAUGUGCGAAAUUUUUGAACCAUGCCCCCAUUUUGCGGGUGUAUACUGUUGUCCACGUUGCGCAUGCGCGUGCAUGUACGUUUCGGCCGGCGAGUAUAGCCCAGCACGGUAGCACGCACAGCAUGCCCAGCACGCAACCCUAUAAGCUGGCCCUUCUCUCCCACGUGAAUUAUUAAUGAAGUAUAUCGACGACGCAUACCAAUGCUAUUGUGCCGAGUUCAUAGGUAGCACUAACAACACUUUUUAUUUUAGAAAGAGAGGUACCGUAUAACCGUAUACUAACAGCGAACAAAAUUGAUUUAAUCCUAAAAUAAGCAGCAGUGAUGUUGCGAAAACUGACCUUCUGUCUGCGUCUCGAAAAAUAGAAAAAAAGAACCAGGCAUGAUAUAUUUGAAUGUUUGCUUGCCAUCUAAUAAUGUGUUUGACAAAUUACCAACCAAGCGGUGUUUCCAGUCAAUAUCAACAAAAUCCACAAACAAAAUUAAGACAGCUUUCUGCUAGCUAGACGUCAAUAACUAUGACUUGACUUAUACACUUACGUCAAUAAGUUCUAUUUGUUCGAUUUUAGUCUGUUCUCGAAGGACGUAAAAUUCGUACCACACUGUCACACGAUUUUUGAAACUUCGAAAUCACAGUGCACCCUUUCGCGGUUUUCUCCUUUAUUUUCUCCCGCGUUUCCCUUCAUUUGUGUCCACAUCUUCGAUGAGGUAUACAGAGUUACACCCUUUUGCACCGCUUCAUUGGAAUACUCGUAGAAUACUAACCAUAGAAUUAGAAUGUUAGAAUUUUUUAUCGAGGAAACAGAUCGUCGGAAAGUUUGUCAGAAUAGUUAACGAUUUGCUAAUAAAGGUGAAAGGGCAAUUUCAUUGAAGAUGUAAAUAAUAAAUGUGAACGUAUUAUUAAUAAGUUUGUACAAUCUAAUAAAAGCAAUAAGAAUGUGUAUUUAUAUAUAUUUUUCCUCUACCCAAAUAGACUAGAAGUAUGCUAACAAUAUUUUAAAUAGUUUUUAUCGUCUGCUCUUUGGCCAAUUGGCUAUUAAACUCUGACAAACUUUUCAACGAUUAGGCUAGUUCUUCGAAAUAUUUGACCGGCAUUGUGUAUUAAAUAGUAAAAUUGCUUACGCCGUUUUUUAAUUACGUAGCAUGGAGUAUUUUUAUGACGCAUAUGUUUUUUUAAAACUUAUCUUUAAACGUAAACCAUGAGUAUUUGAAUUGAAAAUGGUGAUGGGAACAGGAUACCAACCGAUGACGUCAUUGUGACAUCAUCGUGUCUAGACUUUGCCUACUAAUUGAUUGACAAGAGUGAAUUGUAGUUAAUUUUGUUUUGCCUUGCACAAAUUAAACACUCGCUUGAUGUUUUUUUUUUCAAUAAAUUUUAACUGUAGACAUUUUAGCAUCUUGACUACACGCACGUUGUGUUGAUUAAAACCUUAAGAAUUUUAUUUUUAUUAAAAUAAAAUUCGUUUAAUGUAAAACGAUCGUGGGACAGAUUACACAUUACUUAGAACCGAGGGAUUGAAAACUUGCUUCAAUGAAAUGUUGACUGGAAAAUUUUACUGUUAAAUGACAAAAACAUUAGAACAGUUUAAAGGUGUACGGAUAUGCAUGGAAAAACAUUGCAGAGCUGUAGCUCUGUAAAACAAAGUAUGUUCAGUCCUUCAAAACGAAUGGUAGUAAAUGUACAAUUAAAUUUAAUUAUUAAAAGUAUAAAAUCAAAAUGUAUAAUUCUGAUGAAAAUCGAUUGGGUUGCUUAAACUAAGCUAUCUAAUAACUUGGUUAAUAAUUAAUAACAGAAUCCGUAUAUGAUAUCCAAGAUAACAGCAACGUCAGUUGUUUUCACGGGCGUGGUUUUAAAAAGUUUUAGUGAAGUAUACUCUAACGAAACAUUUGAUGGUAUCAUUGUAAAAGAACCCUUUUAAAAAAAUUAUAAUUGGCUUUUUACUUUGGCUUAAAAUAACCCUUUUUGGUCUGCCCAACACCAAGAAAGAUGUAUUAUUUUAUUUUUUUAAUAACCUUAAUUAUUUGUUUUUGUUUCUGCCAGUGACGUUAAAAGUAGACGUAUCAGAAGUUAGCCUGGAACCGACCAGGGACUAUAUUGUGAAAUUAUAAGAAUUGCAAAAUAUUGUAUCUUUUGUACUCCGUCCGAUGUGUAUUUUCAUUACACGUAUAAUAAAGAUUGUUUCGUACGAGGCUUAAUUAUUUGACAAAAAAAAAUACUGUUACCAUUUUAUGUAAUUAGUUUCCAUUGUUCUCCACGAAUGGAUCAUUAAGUGGGUUGCUUUUAUUCUUAGAGAAAGAAACGACCUAAAAGAUCGUUUUGAUUAAUACCCUUCAUUUGAGAAUGAACUAUUCCGACACGAACUUUUUUUAACCGUCCCGCCAAAAUUUUAAAUAAUAGUUUAUAUACAGCUUAAGGGUUUGUAAAAAAAAUGUACAGAAUAGAAUAUAAAUAUCACUUUCUUUGUCUUUUAGUAUAAUAUUAUGUCGCCGAACCAUCAUCCGAAUAAGUUGUGUAAUAAGGUGACACUGUACAAUCAGUUACGCUUUGUGUGAAAGACAAAAACUUUGGGAAUAAAGUUACGUUCUAAUUUUUAUGAUUAUAUUAUGCUUAAUGUGUCCGUUGUAUGGACAAAGUGAUCAAAUAAAAGAGUUUUAAUAUUUCUUAAAAUACGGGA
Molecule: messenger RNA, 8067 nt
Organism: Patiria miniata (bat star)
Lineage: Eukaryota; Metazoa; Echinodermata; Asteroidea; Valvatida; Asterinidae
Product: matrix metalloproteinase-21-like
Exons: 8
Coding region: 1667-4303 (878 amino acids)
Biological process (GO): proteolysis; collagen catabolic process; extracellular matrix organization
Cellular component (GO): extracellular matrix
Molecular function (GO): metalloendopeptidase activity; zinc ion binding
Source: RefSeq, a predicted model, not a curated record